AUGACGGAUUAUGGAAGUAAUCGAGCAAGCGGCAGUAUUCGUGCCCAGGUAAUUCUUGAAGAACUCGUGAACGUCCCUUCGUCAAAAAUCACUGUCAUCAUCUUAGCCUACGCCCCCUUUGUAGACCACCGAAAGGGAAAUCGCGCCAAACCUAAAUGGUUAGCGCUAGACCGGAUGCCGAACGGCGUUAGACCGGAUGGGUUCGAUAUACUGUACCUAGGCACUGAGGCGCCAAGAGUAGCUGGAAUUCUAUGGACGCGCCCCGAUUCAGGCUUGGAGUUUUCUCAGGACUCCCCAUUGUGCCGCCUCUGGUUUCUCGUUAAUGGUACACUAAGGCUUGACAUGGUUCUAACCAAAAUACCCCGUGGUGAAUGCGGAUAG
This is a messenger RNA of Histoplasma capsulatum G186AR, 381 nucleotides long. RefSeq lists its product as uncharacterized. NCBI's taxonomy places the organism in Eukaryota, Fungi, Ascomycota, Eurotiomycetes, Onygenales, Ajellomycetaceae. The record is from RefSeq and is a predicted model, not a curated record. The transcript is spliced from 4 exons. Bases 1 to 381 code for a protein of 126 amino acids.